Trachymyrmex cornetzi is the source of this 1850-nucleotide messenger RNA. It is a transcript of the gene ref(2)P, whose product is annotated as refractory to sigma P. NCBI's taxonomy places the organism in Eukaryota, Metazoa, Arthropoda, Insecta, Hymenoptera, Formicidae. Gene Ontology annotation, biological process: aggrephagy; endosome organization; mitophagy. Gene Ontology annotation, cellular component: aggresome; amphisome. The coding region runs from base 197 to 1702 and encodes 501 amino acids. Gene Ontology annotation, molecular function: zinc ion binding; K63-linked polyubiquitin modification-dependent protein binding; protein kinase C binding. The transcript is spliced from 3 exons. The record is from RefSeq and is a predicted model, not a curated record.
UGUUUCGAGAAUUAUCGAUCGCAUAUAAAAGCAAUCGGUCGUGGCGUCUCCUUCACAAACGAUGUGCUACUUUUGACGGAGUUGUAUAGGUCAAAUAAGAGGAAGAAAAGCGAUAGCACAUCGAUAUUUCGGACUGUUUCGGACGUUUCUUACCAGAACUUUUCUUUACACUUUGACGAUUUAACGUGAAAUAGGCAUGACGACGAACAAGCUGAGUUUCAAGGUGUACCUCGUGAACGAGGAUCCGUGGACCUGCACGGAAGUGCGCAGAUUCGGCAUAGACCCUGAUAUCUCGACGAAUUUCGUAUAUCUGCGCGAGAAACUGCAGACCAUCUUCCCAGAUCUGCGGGGCAAGAGAUUCAAUGUCACCUGGAAAGAUGAUGAAAAUGAAACUAUUACCAUAUCCACCGACGAGGAAUUGGAGAUCGCAUUGCAUGAGAUGGCUAAAAAUAUGAUCUGUAAGCUCUAUAUCAUGCCGCAAUCAGAGCGAGAGGCAAUAGACAUGUCAAAGAUAGAAAAAAUACAACAUCCUGGCGUAAUAUGUGAUGUGUGUGAUAAGGAUAUAUGUGGUUUUCGUUUCAAAUGCAUGCAAUGUGCAGAUUAUGACUUAUGCAUUGACUGCAUGACACUCGGCAAUCAUACAGAGCAUUACAUGGUCCGUAUGACUCAGCCAAUGGUAUGGUCAAGCUAUCACGCUCGUCGUCUUGCUCACCACGUACGCAAGUUCGUGAAGAAGGCGGGACAUUACAAAGAAGAUGAGCAUAAGUGCAGUGAACCCCAUAAGAACAAGAACAAGAGAGGUAGCUGUCCAGUGUUCAACGUAGAUGGUAAAUUUGAUCUUAUUGAUCCAUCUAUUAUAAACUCCCUGGAGAAUUUUAUAAUAGACAUUUGUGCUGGUCCAUCAGACGAAAAUCAAGAGCGGAAGCGGACUAAGGAGCAGUACAGAGAACCAUCUGCUGAGGCUGCAACUGAGGCGACAGAAGACUCGCAGCAAGAAGCAACUAGGCACUCCUUUUCGCAGCUGCUGAAGAUCGUUGAGGACAAUAUCUCCAACAUUUCACAAUUUCUAGAUCCACUCGGCAUCAACGUCACCGUGAUGGCUGACAAUGACUCCUCUAAUAAAAAGUCUGCAGACAGCACUCAGAAGGCUAACACACAAAAGCCCGAGGCCCGUGCAUCCACAUCUUCAGAGGAAUCUGCCAAGAAGUUCCCAGGUGAAGGAAAAAAACUACGUGACGAUCCAGUAAAUACUGCAGCUGCUCCUUUGGAUAACGUACAAAAGGAUUCAACAACAACUGCAGCGGUAGCACCUCCAACUGCACCAGCCACAGCAACCUCUGCUGAACAAGCAGCUGAAGCUGAGGAAUGGACGAUGAUACAACGUGACAGCCCCAGUAUCAGCCGCACCUCUUCCACUUCUUCCUCGAAUGGAACUUUGCCUAAGCAGGCUACACCGUCCGCGCCUACAGCACCUGUGGCAGAGCCGGAAAAAUCAUCGUCAAAUCAGAAAAUCUACCCACCCUUACCAGAAGAAGUAAGAAACGAGUUUUAUCAUCCAAAUCCCAAGAUUCAGAACGCCGUAGAAGCGAUGAUGGCAAUGGGAUUCACCAACGAGGGUUCAUGGCUUACCCAUUUGUUAGUUGCACAAAAUGGUGACAUCGAUAAGGCACUGGACGUAAUACAUCCUGUACGCCUUCAUUAGGAGAGAUGGGGCCAAAAUUUUAGUUAACGAUAGUUUACAUAUAAUUAACAACAAAAAUAACAGUUAACAUAGUCUAUGCUUUCCAUGGUUAGUAUGAUAGUUUGUAAUUAUUAUUCAUUAUAUAGCGUCUUUUUUUUAUGUUGGAUUU